ACCUCUUUGGCAAUUGUCCCGUUGGUUCAAUAUAGCACUAGGCACUACUGUUAGUUGGGAGAUCCCGAGCACACCGUCGCGUUAAAUAAUUAUUAAAUUUUCCAUCAGUUAAGAGAGAUUUCGAUAAAAUGUGUGAGCAGUACUGUGACAAGUUUGAGACCUUCAAUCCGGAGGUUGAGUUUGCCAAGUUCCAAAAACGUAAACCCAUCGUGAGGACUGCCCAGCUGUACGAGAAUCUGCACAAGCGAGAGGAUAUCAAGUGUCCCUACAGCUUCAAGGGAUAUGGCGUGGAGACGGACGCCAAUACCAUGUACCGCACCUGCAACUCGGAAUACGGUUACUAUGCCCCCAAUGCCUAUACCAUCCCCAAGCGUUUCUAUCCACUUCCCCAGAAUUUCUCCAACGAAGUCGUUCGUUUCGGCAUGUAUCGCAAUUUCUCCCUCAACACCCACAUGGAUCGCACCUUCUACUAAGAAUCGGCUUCAAAUCAAACCACUCUCAAAUUGUUUUAUUCUUUAUAAACAAUUUUACGGAUUUCUAUGCCAUUUUAAAAUUUUAUUCCGGUCAACAAGUGAUGCCUAUUUCGUCGAACAUUUGCCUUAUUAAGCAACCUUAAACAAAUCUAUCAAUAACAAAUUUUAAAAUGUAAAAAGCAAAAAAAAGUAAAUAACAUUUUAUAAAAUCACCCAAACGUCA
Drosophila subpulchrella is the source of this 696-nucleotide messenger RNA. Its product is annotated as UPF0691 protein C9orf116 homolog. Gene Ontology annotation, biological process: axoneme assembly. Bases 129 to 473 code for a protein of 114 amino acids. Lineage: Eukaryota; Metazoa; Arthropoda; Insecta; Diptera; Drosophilidae. The record is from RefSeq and is a predicted model, not a curated record. The transcript is spliced from 2 exons. Gene Ontology annotation, cellular component: axonemal microtubule.